This is a messenger RNA of Halichondria panicea, 4902 nucleotides long. Its product is annotated as sushi, von Willebrand factor type A, EGF and pentraxin domain-containing protein 1-like. The transcript is spliced from 22 exons. Lineage: Eukaryota; Metazoa; Porifera; Demospongiae; Suberitida; Halichondriidae. The record is from RefSeq and is a predicted model, not a curated record. Gene Ontology annotation, molecular function: calcium ion binding. Bases 49 to 4794 code for a protein of 1581 amino acids.
CAUAAAGUCAAUCAAUAAGUUUGGAGCAGCAUUCAUGAAUUAAAAAGCAUGAAGAAGUUACAAGGUGACUGUGUCUCUUGGCUGGUCCUUUUGACUGGAGCUGCUCAGUUCAUACUAGUGUGUGGAGAGGGAGUGUACCUAUCUUUGGGAUCAACCAACAUCACCACUAACAACACUGAGAUCCUCAUCACUGACAUUGGAGAUUAUGUUGGGAUUGGUCGUCCUUCUCUCAUCUGUCACACUGACCUAGUGGCCUGUUGUACACCCAGUGAGACAAUGGAAAGAGGAAUUGGACUCUGGCGCUAUCCAAAUGGUGAUCGUGUUCUUGGUAUAUCAGGAAUGAACUCAGCAUCUCUACCGUUUGUGUCAUUGAGAAAUGUUCAAUCUAUUAAACUGGUUCGUAGAGAAUACUUUACCCCUCCUACCCUGAGUCCAACUGGUUCCUACUGUUGUAUUAUAUCAACAAAUGGAGGAGAAAUGACCUUCUGUGCCAACCUGGUUGCGUGCCCGUCUCUCCCUGCCCUGAACCAUGGAAUAGUCUCAUACAGCAACUCAACACUGGGUCUGUUCACUGUGGCCACCUACACCUGUGACACUGGCUACACUCUCAAUGGAGGCGCUACCCGGACUUGUGGGAGUGAUGGAAUGUGGAGUGGGUUAGAUCCAGUCUGUCAGAGUAUCUGCUCUGACUUACCCUCACUGACCAAUGGGAUGAUCUCCUACAGUGAUGGAUCUCCUGACAACAGACAAGUGGGCACUCUAGCUAUCCACAGCUGUAAUCUUGGCUACACUCUCAAUGGAGAGAGCUUGUUCAGGAUCUGUAAGAGUGAAGGGGAGUGGAGUGGGUCAGAUUAUAUAGUGUGUCAGCGUAUCUGCUCUGACUUACCCUCACUGACCAAUGGGAUGAUCUCCUACAGUGAUGGAUCUCCUAACAACAGACAAGUGGGCACUGUGGCCACCUACACCUGUGAUACUGACUACACUCUCAAUGGAGGCAGCACCAGGAAUUGUGAGCGUGAUGGAGUGUGGAGUGGGUCACCUCCAGUGUGUCAGCAGAUAAUGAUAUGUUCUGACCUAACUCUCACCAAUGGAGAUGUUGUCUACAGUGAUGGAUCCCCUGACAACAGAUCUAUUUUUUCUGUGGCCACCUACAGGUGCAAUCCCGGUUACACUCUCACUGGAAGGGACACCACCAGGACCUGUGUGAGUGGAGGGAGAUGGAGUGGGUCAGCUCCGUAUUGUCUAGCCAUUGAGUGUUCUCCUCUACCGACCAUUACCAAUAGCAUGAUCUCCUACUCUCCUGAUGUUAUCCCUGACUAUGACCUGGGAACUGAGGCAACCUACACUUGUGAGGCUGGGUUCUAUCUUGAGGGUAAUGAGGUACGAGUGUGUAUGGAUGAUGAUGGAAUGGACGCCAUUGGAGUGUGGAGUGAUCAGGAGCUAAGCUGUGUCCCUAUUCAGUGUCCUCCUCUGGAACCCAUUAGCAAUAGUUUCAUCAACUACGCUCCCGGCAACACACCUGCAUAUGAUCUGAGCACUGUGGCCACUUAUGCCUGUGACGCUGGGUUUGUUUUGGACCUCUCCCUGGGGGGAUCUGAGAUGAGAACUUGUAUGGAUGAUAAUGGACUGGAUGCUAUUGGAGUGUUUGAUAGACAGGCACCAAGCUGUGUCUCCAUUAUGUGUCGUUCUCUACCAGCCAUUAGCAAUGGUAUGAUCUCCUACUCUCCUGAUGUCAUUCCUGACUAUGACCUGGGAACUGAGGCAACCUACACUUGUGAGGCUGGGUUCUAUCUUGAGGGUAAUGAGGUACGAGUGUGUAUGGAUGAUGAUGGAAUGGACGCUAUUGGAGUGUGGAGUGGUCGGGAGGAAAGCUGUGUCCCUAUCACUUGUCCUCGUCUCCCUAAUCAAACCUACACUUCAAUAACCUACUCUACUGACAUCACACCACCUUUCCCCUUUGGAACACGAGCAAUGUACACCAUCAGCUGCCCUGAGGGCAUGGAGAGGGAUGGAAGAGAUGAUGUGAGGACUUGCACUAGUGAUGGACGUAGUGCAGUGGGUGUGUGGAGUGGAACUGCUCCAAUCUGUGCAGUUCAGAAGGUGUAUCUAUCUCAUGGGAACACACACUACUAUACCAACAACACUGCCAUCAUAAUUUCAAGCAUUAUGACAACAGAUGACACAUCCUUGACCUGUCAAACUGACUCAGCCACCUGCUGUAGAGGUGUAGACAAUCCAGCUGGAGCUAAUGGUUUUGGAGAGUGGCUGUUCCCUAAUCAAACAAUGAUUACUCGGAACAAAGUCACUGGUGAUGAGUUUUACUCAGUCAGAAACUUUCAGAUUGUCAGACUCUAUCGUCAAGGUGAUAUCCAGUCUCCACUGGGACGCUACUGCUGUAGAAUAUCCGACAGUGCGAGUGGAGUGUUGAGGAUAUUCUGUGCUAAUCUUGUUGAAAACAACAUUCGAUGUCCCUCUGACUCGGUGAUGGUUACCACUAAUGGGAUAGUCUCAUUCUCUAGUCCAGUGGAAGGUGGCAGUUACGUGUAUGGAACUGUGGCCACCUUUUCUUGUUCUCCUGGUUUUAGUCUUGAUGGUACCUCAACUAGAACAUGUGAGACUGAACAGGGAACAUUUAGUGGCACCACCCCAUCUUGUAUAGCAAUCACCUGCUCUACUGGCCCUAAUGAUGUUGCCAAUGGGGUGAUUGUCUACUCCAGUGACACACCUCCACCUUAUGACUAUGGAACAACAGCUAUGUAUGAGUGUGACCCUGGGUAUGAGCUAACAAGUGGACCCAGUAAGAGAAUCUGUACUGGUGAUGGUAACAGCUCAGUAGGAUAUUGGAGUGGAAGUAUCGCAGUUUGUUCAGACAUUGAUGAAUGCUCUGGUACUGCUCAUGGCUGUGAUCAUAUCUGCACCAACACUCCUCCUGGAUCAUACACCUGUGACUGCAACUCAGGAUAUCGACUAAUUGCUGCUGAUGGAAGAGGAUGUGAUGAUAUUGAUGAGUGUUCUGAACUGUCCAACAUCUGCCACCAAGUGUGUACCAACACUGAGGGAUCAUUCACCUGUGGAUGUGAGGCAGGAUAUGUGCUGGACACUGACAGAGCAUCAUGUUCUGGUAUCACCUGCUCUGAAUCUGCUGUCCGCAGUGAUAUUGCUGGCAAUGGGAUGAUUGUUUACUCCAGUGGCAGCACAACUCCACCCUUUGACUAUGGAACAACAGCUACGUAUCAAUGCAACAACGGAUAUAGUCUAGCGAGUGGAGACAGUGUGAGGACCUGUACUGGUGAUGGUAGGAGUUCAGUGGGAGAGUGGAAUGGUGCUGCUCCUCAAUGUUCACCUGUGGACUGUGGGACUCCUCCGUCUAUUACCAAUGGAUCUCGUGGGAUACCAACAACCACAACAUUCACAGGGACAGUGACCUACAGCUGUAAUGAUGGAUAUACACUAUUUGGGAUUGCUACAAGUACUUGUCAGGCAAAUGCAACCUGGAGCAGACCACCAGAAUGCAGAGCUAAUGCAACUGCAAUGGCCUGUACUGAUCUGAUGGAUCUAGUCAAUGGACAUAUUUCUUACGAUAUGGAGACCAUUGAUAACAGACCAGUGGACACUGUGGCCACCUUCACCUGUGUCACUGAUUACACUCUCAAUGGAGACACCACCAGGACUUGUGAGAGUGAUGGAAUGUGGAGUGGGUCAGAUCCAACGUGUGAUGCUAUUAUUGAGUGUUCUCCUCUACCGACCAUUACCAAUGGCACCAUAUCUUAUUCUCCUGAUGUCACCCCUGACUAUGACCUGGGAACUAAGGCAACCUAUACUUGUGAGGCUGGGUUCUAUCUUGAGGGUAGUGAGGUACGAGUGUGUAUGGAUGAUGAUGGAAUGGAUACCAUUGGAGUGUGGAGUGGUCAGCAGGCUAGCUGUGUUCUCGUCCCCCCUUCUGUACGCUCAGUAUUGUUCCAACUCAAACUCACUAACAUCAACAACUGUCCUGACUGGGUGGACCAGGAUGGGAGGAUAGAAGCUGUGAUGAGCACGUUUGCUGCCGAGAUGGAGAGUCACUGUGGGUGUGGCUUCUCAAGCAUGGUCAUGACUGCCCCUCUCUUCCGCUGCUUCCCUGGGUCAAGCACAGCUGUCACAUUUCGAGCCACUCUGUCCGAUUCCAGGCUCCUCACUCCCAUACAGGACUGGAUACAAACCAAUGGAUUCAUUCCCAUUCAGAAUGUACUGAUUGAGGUGGACAAGUCUUGUCCAGUGGAGAUAUCGAGCCUUGCAGACACAGAGUGCACCAAUCAGCCUACAGCUGCAGGAAGCAGUGACAUAACUGCUGUGGUCGGUGGAGUGGUGGGAGGAGUUGUAGGGGUGGUCAUUGUCGUUGUGGUGGGCAUUGUCAUCAUAGUGAUUGCUGUACUGGUGUUCAAGAGCAGGAGAGAGAAUUCGAAACUGGCCGUCCACAGAAGAACAAAACCUGACCUACCACCAGCAUCGCUAAAGGGUGUUGUUAAUACUGGUGAGAUACAAUCAUACGAUAUGAUGGAAAUGGGUCACGAAUAUGAGGAAGUGUCCAAGUUCCAACGAGCCGUUGAUGGAGAGUAUGAGAUCAUUGGAGCACCCUCACAGACAACUGGCUCAGAUAGCAAGACUCCUAUAAAGACUGAGUCAUCACCACCCACUCCACCCACACCACAACCCUCAGAAGCGACUAAAGCUCCCGGAAAUGAUAUUGAGUUUACAGAGUGUGUUGCUUACAGCACGACCACCCACAGUCGCCCCCCACAGCCUACAGGCUUAUGAACUAUAACAUGAAACUGCAAACUAGUUGACUGCUCUAGUAAUUGAUAGGAUAAUUUACAUUUAUGUGCUUGUAUAUAUUUGCAUGGCUAUUAUAUACAUAUUUGCAUG